This is a messenger RNA of Penicillium oxalicum, 2145 nucleotides long. RefSeq lists its product as uncharacterized. Gene Ontology annotation, molecular function: protein-membrane adaptor activity. The coding region runs from base 1 to 2145 and encodes 714 amino acids. The record is from RefSeq and is a predicted model, not a curated record. The transcript has a single exon. Gene Ontology annotation, cellular component: meiotic nuclear membrane microtubule tethering complex; nuclear envelope. Gene Ontology annotation, biological process: nuclear envelope organization. NCBI's taxonomy places the organism in Eukaryota, Fungi, Ascomycota, Eurotiomycetes, Eurotiales, Aspergillaceae.
AUGAACCCGACACGAUCACCUCCUCCUCCAGGGGUCUACGCUAGUGAUCCAGAGGACGAGAAUAGCCUCGAGAAAUUGCUGGAUCUCGUGCCAGGGCCUGCUUUACCAGCGAUCCCUGUUGCUAACUCGGUCAAUUACGGCGCUUCGGCUGGGACAGGCCUUCCUCGACAGAUGGCCCUGGAGCCCAUCUUGGAACCAGACUACGUGGCCAGAAAGAUCGACGCCGGACUCGACAUGGCGGAGAGACGCCCUUGGAGUCCGCCCUCCAGGCGGAUUUCCAAUGGGAACCUGGACUCGUUGGGGACCAGGUUGCGAAGAACUGCAGCCAGAAACCCCGCUCCUGCUCCAAGGAGGAGUAAGCGUCAACCAACGCCAGAUCAGACGCAGCUCAUGCGUUCCCUCCGAGAUGCAACGAACUCACCAAAUGGAUCUGAUAUCACGCCUUCACCCCCUGUCGCGCAGACCGUCUCCACCGACUCUAGUCCUCCAGCUGAUCCCCCUUAUCCGCGUCGACUUUCUGAAUUAUCGGACGAAACGUUGUAUCCCUCAUCGCUGAAGCAACGCGGAGUCCAUGUAGAGAAUAUUAUUGUGCGAAGCACACCCGACCGACAAAGCUCAGUCGACAAUGCCUCCGAAGUGUCGUGGAACCUGGAGCGUGACAUUCAUGAGGAUGAUCUACAACGGACAAGGCCUGGUAAAUAUCGCGAAGAGCCCCAUGGCCGCGAUAUCACGAAACCGCCUCGUCGGCCGUCGGGCCUUUCGAUGAUUCAAGACACGAUAUUAGAACAGGAUGAAGAGGCAGCGGAAGGGGACGAUGAGCUCGCUUUUGAGCCUGAGGAGGCCGUUGACGAGCUUCCCUCGCCAGAGUCCCCGCAGGAAUGGGAAGCGCCGGCCCGGACUGUCUUCUCGCGAGAAUUUCGCUCAAGGACUUCUUCGCAGUCAUCGACUGAUGACGGACAGCGUCGGGACAGCGUGGCUCAGCAGGUCUGGUCUGCAGUGUCAUCCCAACAGUCCGGCGGCGCUUCAAGCAGGAUGUGGAUACCGAAGCUACGGAUCAGAUGGUCCCGAGUCCUGCUCAUGUUCUUGAUUCCUAUGGGACUUCUGAGCUGCUUUUACUGGCAGAUCCAGCUACUUCGCAUCUUUCCAAGUGAAACCCUGGAGAGAAUUCGCUGGUGCCUACCGUUUGGGCCAUCUCCGUUUGAUUUUCCAUCAAAUUUCACCGACUCUGCUGCAUUUCAUGGGUUACAGAGUCAAGUGGUGAAUGUCAACUCCAGAGUUUCCUCUCUGUCGCGUGAGAUUGACUCGAUCCGGUCUGAACUGGCUCAAUCGCCCCAUCCCCCCGUCGGAUCCCCCAGCCCGCCUCCAAAGUCCGCACCGAAGGUGAAUUUUCUAUCACCGGGCAUGGGUGCAAUUACCCACCCCGACCCGCGGAAGACAUCGCCGACCGCUGGGAAGAAGCUCACGGUCAUGCAAAAGACCGUCCCCAAAUUCCUUCGCUCGAUGGCUGGCGUUCAUGGUCCACCGCCCCCCAUCGCUGCUCUUCUGCCUUGGAGUGAUUACGGCGACUGCUGGUGUGCUUCCCUCCGGAAUGGUGUAGCCCAAUUGACUGUUGAAUUACAGUAUCCGAUUGUUCCUGAGGAGUUGGUGGUUGAGAAUAUCCCAUUCAGUGCCACCAUCAAUCCGUUUACUGCUCCCAAGGAUAUUGAAGUGUGGGCAGAGUAUGGAGUGUUUCCCCUCUCGAAUUCGAGCGUCGCAAAUGGGACAAAGACAUCGCCUCGGUGGUCUCUACCCAGACUGUGGACGGCUCAAACGCCAAACGUGACUGAUAGCGCGCACGAAAGCAUCUCGAGAGCAGCCGUGACCGAGGAAACCCUUCCUCUCGUGGUGAUGAACACUCUUCGUAUAGCCAACCAAGGUGUGGCAGAAAGCGAGUACUCGAAUGAUCCCGAGUUGGGCCCUUCCUUUUAUCGCAUUGGCAAGAUGAGGUACGAUAUUUAUGCCGUAGACCAUGUGCAGUUCUUCCCAAUCGAGAGCGUCAUUGAGAUCCCUCAUCUUCGUGUGGAUCAUGUGACGUUCCGAAUCAAGUCGAAUUGGGGUGCCAACCAAACAUGCAUCUAUCGGCUGAAGCUCCAUGGUCAUCUCUGA